This is a messenger RNA of Arachis ipaensis, 1584 nucleotides long. The record is from RefSeq and is a predicted model, not a curated record. Lineage: Eukaryota; Viridiplantae; Streptophyta; Magnoliopsida; Fabales; Fabaceae.
AACUUAGUCUUAGAAAAAUGCAUCCUUAAUCUCUUGGACUGCUUUUCUGGACAAUUGUUGGAAGCUUUUCUCGAGCUAUUUUGCAGUAUUAUUAAAUAAUUAUCAUUUUAUACUUCCACAAUGGGUUGGUCUUGCUGGUAAAUAACCUUCAUUCAAAAUACAAAGUUAAAUCCAAGAGAAACAUCUUUUGUUGCAAGAUUACAUGAGGCUCAUGUUCUUCUUGCUGAAAGAACAUUAGUCCUAUAGACAAUUUUAAAUAAGCUGACCUUAUGAAUAUAUCACUUAGUCAAAAAAGUAAUGCCAUAUAAAUUACUCGCCUGUCUUGUAUAGUUUCAGGGUUAAUUCUUUUUUUUUCUCAACAUUACAAUGUGUGUAAUUUGCGCAGGUUUGAUUAAUGCAAACUUAAACAGUUUCAUAAACUUUGUUGUUUAUGGAUCUACUUCAAAUGAUGAGUUGUUGUCAUGUGCUUUGAAUAUUCUCUUGCAGGAUGGUGAGGUAUGGACUUUCAGUGUAAGAGCCUUUAAUUCAACUCUUCCGGAACACACCAUCAAUAUGAACUACGAUGGUUUUGCUGAAGAUGUUAGAGUGGGUGAUGAACUUGUAGUUGAUGGAGAAAUGGUUAGGUUUGAGGUGAUUGAAAAGAUAGGCCCAGAUGUCAAGUGCCUUUGUACAAAUCCUGGGCUGUUGCUGCCAAGAGCCAAUUUGACAUUCUCGAGGAAUGGCAGUCUAGUACGUGAAAGGAAUGCCAUGCUACCGACAAUUUGGGUUUCUUUUUUUACCUUUGGUCUUUGGGUGACAAAAUGAUUUUAUUGUUGAUUGUGCUUUACUUCUCUUUGUCUUAGGAAUAGCUGAAGAACUUGCAGGAGAUCAUUCAAGCAACAUCUCGUCUUAAUGCAAACUAUGAAAAAGAGUCGUACAAAAGGUGUAAUGUACUUCAUAAUAACUUGAGCCCGUGAUCUUGAGGUCACACCUAAAGGGUUAAUUAUUUAUUUUAGUUAAAUAAUUAAAUAAAUUUACAGUGGCAUUGGAGUAUUAGAUAGCAUUGUGUUUUGGAAAUGCAAUAUUUGUAGAGUUGUUUCACUGUUUUUAAAGUACAACACAUUUUUUCCUGGGAUGGGAGAAUUACAUUUCAAAAUUAAUGAGAAAUAUAUGCAUGAUUUUUUUAGUGAUUUAUUUAUGAGUUGAAUAAUUAUGUGCUUGAUUUAUGCUUGCUGAUUUUAGAUUAUGUUUGUUGUCUUAAUCCUUAUAAUCUGCCGCAUUAAUUUCUGGCUGCCACAUGUGAUAAUGGUGUUUUAGAUUGAAGUAUUACUUGGGAGUUGGGAAGACUGCAAACUUUGAUGAGCUGAUGGCUGCUGCGCGAAGGUGGCGAAAAUGGAGACGUCGAAGAAAACAAUGUAUGAGGGUUAUGGAAAUUACUCGUGAAUUGGGUGACGACAUUUUGUACUAUUUAAAGAGUUUCAUUUUUGUUGUUAGUUGGUAGAGGACAAGCAUAGAAUUCAUUAUAUAUAAUGUGACUUACAAUUUUAAUCUCUUAAAUUCCUUCUGUUCUUUCAUCCAUAUAAAGAGUGCCUUAGUGUUUUCUUU